This is a messenger RNA of Salarias fasciatus (jewelled blenny), 4211 nucleotides long. RefSeq names its product Ca++-dependent secretion activator 2 (gene cadps2). NCBI's taxonomy places the organism in Eukaryota, Metazoa, Chordata, Actinopteri, Blenniiformes, Blenniidae. Gene Ontology annotation, cellular component: glutamatergic synapse. The coding region runs from base 81 to 3920 and encodes 1279 amino acids. Gene Ontology annotation, biological process: dense core granule exocytosis; synaptic vesicle exocytosis; positive regulation of exocytosis. The transcript is spliced from 28 exons. The record is from RefSeq and is a predicted model, not a curated record.
UUCAAACGCACCCGGCGGAGCGGCUCCCAGCGGCUCCGAGCGCCACGUCGACUAACCGAACAGCCGAACCCGGACCCGCCAUGCUGGACCCGUCCUCCAGCGAGGACUCCGGCGGGGACUCGGACCCAGAAGUUGUGAGGGAGGCUCCGCGGAGAGGCGCCGGAGCGGGGAGCCGGGCGGGCCAGCCGCGGCAGCCCGCCGCACCUGGAGCCGCCGCCCCCGGGAGAGGAGCCGCGGAGGAGCCGGGGGGGGAGGCGGAGGAGCGGGAGCGCGAGCGCGAGCGGGAGCGGAUGAAGGAGGAGGAGGAGGAGAGGAAGAUGAAGCUGCAGAUCUACGUCUUCGUGCUGCGGUGCGUCUCCUACCCGUUCAACGCCAAGCAGCCCACCGACAUGGCCCGCCGGCAGCAGAAGGUGAACAAGCAGCAGCUGCAGGCGGUGAAGGAGCGCUUCCUGGCCUUCCUGGACGGAGACACUCAGAUCGUGGCCGACGAGGCUUUCUGCAACGCCGUGAGGAGCUACUACGAGGGCUUCCUGAAGAGCGAGCGCGUGUCUCGCAUGGUGCAGAGCGGCGGCUGCUCGGCCAGCGACUUCCGUGACGUCUUCAAGAAAAACAUCGAGCGGCGCGUCCGCAGCCUGCCCGAGAUCGACGGCCUGAGCAAAGAGACGGUGCUGAGCUCCUGGAUCGCCAAGUACGACGCCAUCUACAGGGGGGACGAGGACGUGCGGCGGCAGCCUCAGCGGGCGCCGCCGAGCGCCGUGUCGGAGCUCAUCCUGAGCAAGGAGCAGCUGUACCAGAUGUUCCAGCAGAUCCUCGGCAUCCGCAAGUUUGAGCACCAGCUGCUGUACAACGCCUGCCAGCUGGACAAUGUUGACGAGCAGGCAGCUCAGAUCCGCCGGGAGCUGGACGGCAGACUGCAGCAGGCGGAGAGGAUCUCCAGGGAGAGGAGGUAUCCGCGGUUCGUCUCGGCCGACAUGGAGGCUCUGUACGUGGAGGAGCUGCGCUCGGCCGUCAGCCUGCUGAUGGCCAACCUGGAGAGCCUGCCGGUGUCCAGAGGAGGCGCCGACUUCAGGCAGAGGCUCAAACGCUCCUCCGUCAACAGCUCCUUCCUGGACAUGGACGAGGGAGACCUGCUGUCCAAGUCCGACGUGCUGCUGUCCUUCAGCCUGGAGAUCGUCAUCGUGGAGGUCCAGGGCCUGAAGUCGGUGGCUCCCAACCGCAUCGUCUACUGCACCAUGGAGGUGGAGGGGGGCGAGAAGCUGCAGACGGACCAGGCCGAGGCCUCCAGACCACAGUGGGGGACUCAGGGGGACUUCACCACCACUCACCCUCUGCCUUCGGUCAAAGUCAAGCUGUUCACUGAGAGCACCGGGGUCCUGGCUCUGGAGGACAAGGAGCUGGGUCGGGUGAUCCUGAACCCAACCACCAACGGACCCAAGCAGGCCGAGGUCCACCGCAUGCUCGUCCCCAAGAGCAGCCAGGACACGGAGCUGAGGAUCAGACUGGCCGUCCGCAUGGACAAGCCCGCCAACAUGAAGCACAGCGGGUACGUCUUCGCUGUGGGACAACGAGUCUGGAAACGCUGGAAGAGGAGAUACUUUGUGCUGGUCCAGGUCAGCCAGUACACCUUCGCCAUGUGCAGCUACAGGGAGAAGAGGGCGGAGCCUCAGGAGCUGAUGCAGCUGGAGGGCUACACGGUGGACUACUGCGACGCCCAGCCAGGCCUGCAGGGCGGCCGGGUGUUCUUCAGCGCGGUGAAGGAAGGCGACCUGGUGAUGUUCGCCUGUGACGACGAGCCGGACCGGGCGCUGUGGGUCCAGGCCCUGUACCGGGCCACCGGGCAGUCCUACAAACCCGUCCCGCCGCCCCAGAACAAAACCACCAACUGCAGAGGAGCAAACCAGAACCCGGCGUCUCCCAUCAGUCUGGAUCCCACUCAGCGUCAGGGGGUGGAGGAGCUGAUCUCGGCCCCCCCGAGCCUCUUCGACCACGCCGCCCUCUUCACCGUCCUGCAGAAGCACACUCUGCUGCACCGCAUGAACGACUCCUUCUCCUGCCUGGGCUGGUUCAGUCCGGGGCAGGUCUUCGUCCUGGAUGAGUACUGCGCCCGGUACGGCGUCCGCGGCUGCCACCGCCACCUCAGCUACCUGACGGCCCUGAUGGACUACUGUGAGAACAACGCACUGGUGGACCCCACCCUCCUCCACUACAGCUACGCCUUCUGCGCCUCCCACGUCCACGGGAACAGGCCGGACGGGAUGGGCACGGUCACCGUGGAGGAGAGGGAGCGCUUCCAGGCCGUCCGGAGCCGCCUCAUGGCCCUGCUGGAGAACCAGAUCACACACUUCAGGUACUGCUUCCCCUUCGGACGGCCGGACGGGGCGCUGAAGGCCACGCUGUCCCUGCAGGAACGGGUGCUGAUGAAAGACAUCACCACCCCGGUUCCUCCGGAGGACAUGAAGCAGCUGGUGCAGAGGUGUCUGGAGAAGGCGGCUCGGAUCAACUACAGCCAGCUGAUGGAAUACGCUCAGGUCAAAGUGGACCCUCAAGCUGCUCCAGAGAAGAGACUGGAAGACAUGAUGAGACUGGGAGAGCUGAGCAUCGAAGUGCUGCAGCAGAACGAAGAGCAUCACUCUGAGGCCUUCUCGUGGUGGCCGGAGCUGAUGGCCGAGCACGCCGAGACCUUCCUGUCGCUGUACCGAGCCGAUAUGGACGGCGCUCUGCAGGUCCAGCCCGCCGACUCCUGGAACAGCUUCCCGCUCUUCCAGCUCCUCAACAACUUCCUGAGAACCGACCCCCACCUGUGCAACGGAGCCUUCCACCGGCACCUCCAGCAGCUGUUCACGCCCCUGGUGGUGCGCUACAUCGACCUGAUGGAGUCGUCCAUCGCCCAGGCCGUCCACCGCGGCUUCGAGCAGGAGACCUGGCAGUCCGUCAAGUCGUUGACGAACAACCUGGCCGCCGUCCCUCUUCCUAAAGUCCCCAGCCUCCCGCUGUCGCUGCCGCAGAUGCCCAGCUUCUCGGCGCCCGCCUGGAUGGGGCCGCUCCGUGAGAACACCAGCGGCUCGGCCACCUCCGAGGAUCUGUUCUGGAAGCUGGACGCUCUGCAGAUGUUCGUGCUCGAUCUGCACUGGCCGGAGCCCGAGUUCGCCAAACAUCUGGAGCAGAGACUGAAGCUGAUGGCCAGCGACAUGAUGGAGGCCUGCGUGAAGAGAACCAAAUCUGCUUUUGACGCCAAGAUGCAGAAAGCGAGUAAAUCGACGGACUUCAGGGUGCCGCCGUCGGUCUGCACCAUGUUCAACGUGCUGGUGGACGCCAAGAAGCAGAGCUCCAAACUGUGUGUGCUGGACAGCAGCCAGGAGAGUGACAAACAGUGGCAGCAGUACCACUCCAGGAUCGAUGUGCUGAUUGACGACGCCUUCCAGGAGAUGCUGUCCUCCCUCGUCUCCAAGUUCGCUGCGGUUUUAGACGGCGUCUUGUCCAAACUGUCCCGAUACGACGAGGGGACGCUCUUCUCUUCAAUCCUGUCCUUCACCAAACCAGGGAUGGACCUGGCCGACACCUACAUCACGUUUGUACGGCAGAACCAGGACAUCCUGCGAGACCGCAUCGGCGACGAGCUCCACAUCGAGAAGAUGUUUGAUCUCUGGUACUCCGGCUCCAUGAAGUCGCUUUGUGUUUGGCUGACGGACAGACUGGACCUGCAGCUCCACAUGUACCAGCUGAAGACGCUCAUCAAGAUCGUCAAGAAGACGUACCGGGACUUCCGGCUGCAGGGCGUCCUGGACGCCACGCUGAACAACAAGAGCUACGAGACCGUCUACAACCGGCUGACGGUGGAGGAGGCCACGGUGGCCGUGAGGGCCGGGGACGGCCUGCAGGGCGUCUCCAUGAGAGACAGCGACGAGGACGAGGACAACUGAACAAGGGACAGCGACGAGGACGAGGACAACUGAACAAGGGACAGCGAUGAAGACGAGGACAACUGAACAAGGGACAGCAACGAGGACUGAUCAAGAGACAGCGACGAGGACAACUAAACAAGGGACAGCGACGAAGACGAGGACAACUGAACAAGGGACAGCGACGAGGACGAGGACAACUAAACAAGGGGCAGCGACGAGGACUGAUCAAGAGACAGCGACGAGGACAACUAAACAAGGGACAGCGACGAAGACGAGGACAACUAAACAAGGGACAGCGACGAGGACUGA